This is a messenger RNA of Bombina bombina (fire-bellied toad), 3159 nucleotides long. RefSeq names its product integrin alpha FG-GAP repeat containing 1 (gene ITFG1). The coding region runs from base 1 to 1917 and encodes 638 amino acids. The record is from RefSeq and is a predicted model, not a curated record. The transcript is spliced from 19 exons. Gene Ontology annotation, cellular component: plasma membrane. NCBI's taxonomy places the organism in Eukaryota, Metazoa, Chordata, Amphibia, Anura, Bombinatoridae.
AUGAGGCCCCAGUUCUACCUCCUUUGCGCUCGCAGUGGCUCCGAGUCCCAGAGUGCCUCGCGCCGCCUCAGACCCGGAAGCUGUGUGAUGAUGACGCCGGGUCUGUCAGGCAGGUUACGGUACCCAAUGGAGAUGUCAUCGUACCUGACCGUUUUGUUGCUGGUAACUUUGAGCAGCUGCCAAGCAUCCCUACGCAAUGUUACUGCAGAGCUUUUGGGCUCAGAAGCCCACGGAAAACUGGCGGCGUUCGGGGACUUCAAUGCUGACAAACAGACUGACCUGUUCAUCAUCAGAGGGGGUAAUGAACUAAGAAUAUUUAUGGCAGAACAGAAGACCACAUUCUUCAGCCCAAAAGUGAAGCUGUCUUUAGCGAGUGAGCAGCUUGUCAUAACCAGUGUGGUUCCUGGUGAUUACAAUGGUGACUCACAAAUGGACGUCCUGCUGACUACAGUUCCACACAAUCAAGUCAACAGCGAAGCUCUGCUCUCUGCCGUUAUCUACUGGGGACAAAAUCAGUCUUUGAGUAUUAAUAAUAAAACUCCUCUAAACAAAACCUACUUGGAUGAGCCAUUAAUCAUGGACUUUAAUGGAGAUCUGAUUCCCGAUAUAUUCGGCGUUACCAAUGAAAGCAAGAUGCCACUGAUCAUAUUUGGCGGGAAUUUGUCAACAUCAACAAUGCUGAACACUAAAAGUCAGAUGUUUGCACCUCACUCGCAUGCAUUUAUAGACCUGACAGGAGAUUUUACAGCUGAUUUGUUUCUCACUACUUUGUCGGAUACCAAGGAAAUUCAGUUUGAAACAUGGAGAAAUGAGGGUGGACAUUUUCCUAAUUACACCUUCGUUAUACAGAAACCUAAAGGAGUGACUGUAGUGGGUCAGUCAGUCUUUGCUGACUUUGAUGGAGAUGGUAAGCAGGACCACUUGCUGCCUGCCUGUGAAGAUGAGAAAUGUCUGAACAGUGUGAUUUAUCUUCUUAAGAAUGGAUCCAAAGAGUGGAUUCCUGUGUUGAAGGACUUUGGAAAUAAAAACACACAAUGGGGCUUUGUGCCACUGGCUCAACCACUCACUCAAUCAAUACCAAUUACUCUUCACAUUGGAGACUACAACAUGGAUGGGUACCCAGAUGCUUUGGCUAUUUUAAAGAAUACAUCAGGAAGCAACCAGCAAGCUUUCCUUCUUGAGAACAUCGCCUGUCCCAACUCAACAUGUUCUAGGAUAUUCCAGGUUUACUGGGAUCUUUCCGAUUUAAAUCAGAUUAAGGAUGCAGUAGUGGCAACUUUCUUUGACAUUUAUGAAGAUGGAGUCCUGGACAUUAUUGUGCUGAGCAGGGGGGAUUCUCAGGAUAAUUACGCCAUUAACAUGUUGAAAAAUAACUUUGAAGCAGAUGCCUAUUUUGUUAAAGUCAUUGUGCUUAGUGGAUUUUGCUCCAAUGAUUGUCCACAUCAAGUCAAGCCUUUUGGUGUGAAUCAGCCGGGACCAUACAUCAUGUAUACAACAGUAGAUGCAAAUGGAUAUCAGAAAAAUGCAUCAGCCGGGCAACUCAGUCAGUCUGCACACCUAGCUCUCCAGCUGCCAUACAAUGUGCUUGGAUUAGGACGCAGCGCAAACUUCCUUGAUCAUUUGUUCGUUGGCAUUCCCCGUCCCCCAGGGGAGAAGGAAAUACGAAGACAAGAAUGGACUGCAAUUAUUCCAAAUUCCCAACUGAUUGUUAUUCCGUAUCCUCACCAAUCUCCCCGAAGCUGGAGUGCAAAGUUGUAUCUGACCCCAAGUAACAUAGUGCUUCUGACAGCCAUCACCCUAAUUGGUGUUUGUGUUUUCAUCCUGGCGAUAAUUGGCAUCCUCCACUGGCAGGAGAAGAAAGCAGAUGACAGAGAAAAAAGACAAGAAGCUCACCGAUUUCACUUUGACGCAAUGUGAAAUAUCACAAAGCCCUUUUGCUGCCUGACAGAAUGCUUGUGAUCAUCUUGGCAGUGGAGGGGUUAAAAGCAAUGAGGCUGGGGAUAGCGACAAUGUCGGCAGGCACAUUACCCUGGGGCAAACUAGAGUGUUCAGACCACAGUGAGCAGGGAGAGUACAGUCUGUAUAUGUUAAAUUAUGUGUUACUUUAUUGGGGGUGCAUUAAAUCACAUGAGAUUCAGAAACUGUUCCAGCCUAUCUGUUUUGCUUAUUUCGAGGACCGUGAUCUGGGUGGUUUGCCUUUUUGUAAAGGUGAGCAAGGUGGGUUGUGUUGAAACGUAUUUUUUUUAUUUUUUUGGUAGAGGGUUCACCCAUUUGAAAUAUUCGAGCAUAAUCUGAAAUGAAUGAUGUAAAUAAUCGUUACAUUUUUUUGAGAGGGCAGUUGUUUGAUAGUUAUGAUUUUAUUUAUUGAAUGUCUGCAGCAGAUUUACAAAAGAUGCUUUCAAAUAAAUGCAACGCAUGACAAUAGUUAAAUUGUGAUGCAGAAUAUUUUAUUUCCCCCUCUCUGUCUCUCCCUUUCUUCCCUGUUCUCUUUCCUUCUCUAUCUCCCUCACCUCUCCUCUAUUUAAUGCUGUGUAUAUGUUUCUUGAGUUCUGCAAAUGAUGCAUGUCUGUUGUCCUCAUUUUAAUAUUUGCACUACUGCAACCACUUAAAUUUGCACAAAGGGUUAAACUUUUAAGUGUGUAUGUGUAAAACUAAUGACUGUUGAGAAUGAGUACUACACUUUACUGAUUCCUAUGAUAUAUACAUUUUGUUUUACUCAUUCCAAUGAUGUGUAACCUUUGUUUUAUAACUAUUUGAUCAUUAUGGAAAUAAAGAUAUAUUAUUUUAGUGCCAAAACUAGCCUGCAGUAACAAUUAAAUCCAUAUAUUGCACAAAACAGCGUUGCUUUUUUUAAUUAGAAGGUGAAACAGUUGCUACAGUGAAUUAUGCUGAAUUUUAAGUUCUACCAUUACUGUAUUUCAAGUGCUGGCUUUUGCAAACACGUAUGUUCUGCUUGUCUGGAUGUUUGCUGAGAUAAAUAUUUGUAAAACCUUAAAUUGUAUGUACAAUAGAGCAAUUUUUAAUGCAUCCGCUGUACCUAAGCAAUCUGUAAAUCUGUGCCACCUUUACAAAUAUUUAAAUGAUUAAAAACGUAACUAUGUAUUUUUGUGUUGUGUGGUUUAAUAAAUAUUGUUUAAUAAAAUGAAUGUGUAUAACAGA